AUGGACGUAGUUGAGACUUGUGGAGAAGGAAUUCUUUCUUCGGCAGGGCCUUCCGCCCAAUGUAGUUUGCCAUCAAUCGAUGAGGAAGUUGUGGGCUUUGAGAAAGAAGCAGAAAGUAUAAUGAAGAAAUUGAUUGGAGGAACAAAGGAGCUGGACGUUAUCUCAAUCUUUGGAAUGCCAGGAUUGGAGAGGACAUUGUUGAUUGAGAUUCUUAAACAAGCUACAGGUGGCAACUGUGAAAUCAAAGAGGACGAUGACAUAGCUGACAAGUUGCGGAAGACUCUAAUAGGCAGGAGAUACCUCAUCGUAUUAGAUGAUAUAUGGGAAGUCGAGGCAUGGGAAGAUUUGGGAUUAUGUUUCCCUAAGGGUGAAGAUGGAAGUAGAGUGAUGGUGACAACUCGAAUUGAAGAGGUGGCUAAGCAUCUUCAGCACAACGGUGAUCCUUAUUCUCUUAGAUUUCUUACAUUGAAAGAGAGUUGGGAAUUAUUGCAGAGGAAAGUAUUUCGAAGAGAGAGUUGUCCACCUGAUCUACUGGAAGCAGGGUUACAAGUGGCGGAACAUUGUAAGGGAUUGCCUCUUGUAAUAGUCUUGAUUGCCGGGAUUAUUGUGAAGAUGGCAAGGCAGGAGUCCUUGUGGUUUGAGGUUGCAAAUGACUUGAGUUCUCAUGCUUUAGGAGAGCAGAGCAUGAAGGUAAUACAAUCAAGUUAUGAGCAUUUAGAAGACCACUUAAAGCCUUGCCUUCUUUACAUGGGCUUGUUUCCAGAAGACUAUAAGAUUCCAGUGUCUGCUUUGCUGAAUUUGUGGAUAGCCGAAGAGUUUGUACUGAAUGUUGACACAGAGAAUUAUAUGGAAGAAGCAGCUAGAGUUUGCUUGAAUGAUCUGCUUAGCAGAAGCCUAGUAAUGGUCUCUAAAAGGAGACGUAAUGGUGACAUAAAAUACUGCAUACUUCAUGAUGUAGUGCGUGAGUUUUGCUCAGCAAAACUUAGAGAAGAAAAGUUUGUGCAGCUUAUAGUGCCAUACAAUCCAUAUAAACAUUUGUAUAAUAAGGAAUCGCGGUUAUGCACUUAUAUUCAUGAUGAUCUGGUGGAACAAUUAGAUCAUUGUGAAUAUCAGGUGGAUAAGAUUACAAUACACGAGUCCGAGGAAAGUACAAAGUGUUUUGGUCAGUGUUCUAAGUCGUCUUUGGAGUUCAUUGCUCAUCCAGAAUUUGAAACAUGGAAAAACCGAUCAAAUCCUUUACGUUUACUUGUUGAAUUAAAACUUGUUCGGGUGUUGCAUUUGAUGGAUGUGGAAACAAGUUCAUCAUGGGUUCCAACAGUAAAGCUGCUAACUCACUUGAGGUACCUUGCGCUUUAUGUCAAAGAUCAAUUUGAAUUCAAGUGGGUAUCACACCUACACGAUCUUCACACUCUAAAGGUUGCUUCAAGAAAGACAUUAUUCCCACGUUCGUCUGGUCUCUGGAAAAUGAACAAGUUAAGGCAUGUGAAUAUAAGAAAAUUUUUCUUGUUAUUGGAAAACGAGGAAGAAGAAUCUUCAGAAACUCUGCUGGAGAACCUGAAGACAUUUCGCAAUCUUCGUGUGCACGUGAAUGAUAGAAAUCCAAGGUUAUGGUGGAGGUUUCCGAAUUUAGAAGAGUUGGGUCUCAGCCUUGGAAGUUUACCCUGUCCUUCUUUGUUCCCCAUAUCGGAACUUCAUACACGCCUUCAAUCUCUUGACCUUGAAUGCCCAUGUAAGACUUAUCGCUACCCGCAUUCAGUUGGAUGGGAGAGCUACUUUGUCUUCCCUUCAAAUCUUAGGAAUUUGAGGAUUCAAUAA
Messenger RNA from Nicotiana attenuata, 1815 nucleotides. RefSeq names its product putative late blight resistance protein homolog R1B-23. Gene Ontology annotation, molecular function: ADP binding. The record is from RefSeq and is a predicted model, not a curated record. Lineage: Eukaryota; Viridiplantae; Streptophyta; Magnoliopsida; Solanales; Solanaceae. Gene Ontology annotation, biological process: defense response to other organism. The transcript has 2 exons. Bases 1 to 1815 code for a protein of 604 amino acids.